GAAAAUAUCAGUAGUUGAUUAAUACAAGAAUCAACAUGUUGAAGUUAGUCGUUUUAUUGUGCGCUGUUGCCUGUGCUUUGGGUGCUGCCGUGCCUGAGGGUAUGUUGCCUCAAUUGGAUGGUCGCAUUGUUGGCGGUGCUGCUACCACCAUCAGCUCCUUCCCUUGGCAAAUCUCCCUCCAACGUAGUGGCUCUCACUCUUGCGGUGGUUCCAUCUACAACUCCAAGAUUAUUGUGACUGCUGCCCAUUGCUUGCAAUCUGUGUCUGCCUCCGUAUUGAAGAUUCGUGCUGGUUCCUCCUACUGGAAUUCUGGUGGUGUUGUUGUCAGUGUUGCUGCUUUCAAGAACCAUGAAGGCUAUAACCCACGCACCAUGGUUAACGAUAUUGCCGUUAUCCGUUUGAGUUCUUCCUUGACCAUGUCCUCCACCAUUAAAUCGAUUGCUUUGACUACCGCUGCUCCCGCUAAUGGCGCUGCUGCUUCCGUUUCUGGCUGGGGUACCACCUCCUCUGGUGGCAGCAUUCCUUCUCAAUUGAGAUACGUUGAUGUUAAGAUUGUUAGCCAAUCUCAAUGUGCCUCUUCCACCUACGGUUAUGGCUCUGAAAUCAAGUCUACCAUGAUCUGCGCCUAUACUGUCGGUAAGGACUCUUGCCAAGGUGAUUCUGGUGGCCCAUUGGUCUCUGGUGGUCGUUUGGUUGGUGUUGUCUCCUGGGGCUAUGGUUGCGCUGCUAAGAACUACCCCGGUGUCUAUGCUGAUGUUGCUGUUCUCCGCUCAUGGGUUAUCAGUGCUGCUUCAUCUGUUUAAAUUUUUAUAUAAAUAAAAUAUCUAAUCAAACAAUUAACAUAAAAAA
Messenger RNA from Calliphora vicina (urban bluebottle blowfly), 849 nucleotides. Its product is annotated as trypsin alpha-4-like. Gene Ontology annotation, biological process: proteolysis. The coding region runs from base 36 to 803 and encodes 255 amino acids. The record is from RefSeq and is a predicted model, not a curated record. Gene Ontology annotation, molecular function: serine-type endopeptidase activity. The transcript has a single exon. NCBI's taxonomy places the organism in Eukaryota, Metazoa, Arthropoda, Insecta, Diptera, Calliphoridae.